CCCUGAACCGUGUAAUCGAUGAUUGUCGGAGGAAAAGAAAUCCCGACUAUAAUCUCUGGAGUGCAGUACCAAAAGUGCGGGAAAUCUUCGGAAUGCUGUAGUUAACAGCGCGCGAUCGCCCCAGGGAAAGUCGCCAAACGCCCCAGCCUAUAUCAGCCCAAGGAAUCCGUUUAAAGUGUACAUCCCGUAGGGUUAUUUAAUUGUUUUGUGAAAUUCGCUAGUUUCCCAUUUCGUUUUGGUUUUUUUCUUCUCUACCUCUUCGUGCGCGAGUGAAACGGCAAUAGUGUCAGGGUUGUCAACUGCAUGGUGGGAACUAAUUCUGAUUCUGCAUCAAAAUUAAAUCAUUACAAGGAAAUAUCAAGGACUAUUCAUUAAAAAAACAUGAUCCCAGAACGUUAAAUAUAAUAAAACUGCUGUCCUUGCUUUAGUUUUUCCAUUCGGUGCGAUGUUUACAUUGGCAAAGAAACUUAUCGAUAGCAGGUAUUCUGUGAAAACGUGACAACCCUGCGUUUACAUUUUUCACAUUCACAUUUUCCCUUUGUUUGUCGGCGGCGGCGCUCGUUGUACGGCCGUGCGUACCGAAUAAAAUCGCAAAAAAUCGCGGAAAACGCAAAAAGCCGUGAGCAGAAAUGUAAAUAAACAUAGUGCUGAUGAGCAGUCGUCGAUCUAGUGUAUCCAAACACCUGCAAAAUGUGCAUAAAAAGCGAGGUUCAGUGAGGACGACGACAACAACAACAACUACGUGCUGCUGCUGCGUUCAUUGACGUGACGCGCGAGCGUGAGUGUGUGUGCGAUUGUGCGCGUGUGGGUGUGGUCGGUGUGCUGGCUGUUCAGCGUGUGUGUCUGUGUGUGUGUGGAGUUGUUGUCAAAUUUAAGCGUUUCAAACAACAAGCCAGGCGACGAAGGAAGAAGCAGCAACAAACAAACACCACAACACGGCACAAAUUAUUGCAAUAAAAGCAGCAACACCUCCCAGCAGCAACAACAACAUCUGUCUCGUUAGGGAGAGAGAGAGAGAAAGUCAACAGUCGCGUGUGAAAUGAAAUUCAAAAAAUGCCGGAGUGUGUGUGUUGAGUGUAUAGAAUUGAGUGAGAAGAAGCGCCGAGAAGGCGGAAAAGUAAGAAAAUAAGCAAUAGCAGCCAGCAACAGCAACAACCAACAACAAACAACCAAUGAAGCAAUCAAAUUUAGUUUAAUUUGCUUUAGCCGACGUUUGUCUCUAAACCCAAACCACAACACACAGCACAAGGAGCCCAAAUCUUUUGCCAAUGAGUCGCAGACAGUCAUUGGAUCGACCAGGAAUAUUGUCUCCUCCGGGUCCGUUUCUGACGCCCAGCCCAUCGCCAUCGAUCUCAGCUAGCCCUCGUCUGCAACCAUCGCCCUCGCUGUCGCCGUUCCCACAGGAUGUGGUGCUCGUAGCCGGUGGCAGUCAAGUAAACGCCAACAGCAAUCCCCAGGAACACGAGCGCAAGGCGGCGACGCCUGGCAGGAGACAGUCCAUCCAUCAGUUCACCAAUGGCAGCCCCAACGCUGGAACCGUCGUCUUCCAGCCAAGCCCAUCCCAAUCGCCGGCCGCUGCCACGACGGUCAUCGGCGUGACCAGUGGCGGCCUCAUAGCCACCGCCGGGGGCGGAUCGGGUGUGAGCACCGGAGUCGGUGCCGGUAACAGUUCCGGAAUCGGAGUGGGAGUGGCCCUGCACAGCAAUGCCAUUGGCAACGAGUUGAAUGCCACGCUGGUGGGUUCCAACAACAUCCAGCUCAAUAAGAAGGGCACUAAGCGGGCCACCCAGCAGCAGCAGCAGCAACAACAGCAGCUGGGCCAUCAGAUCUUCAGCAGCAACGCCGUUGCACCCACCUCCAUCAGCAGUGCGACGGCAGUGGCCGGCGGCGGCGGCGCAGGCGGAGUAGGAGUUGGAGGCUAUGGACAGCUCAAUGCCACCGCCAUCAGUACGCCCACCUCGUUCGCCACGGCCGGCAGUGUGGUCAGCAGCAUCACCGGUAGCAAGGGCCCGGCGAAGGGCCAGAAGGGGCAGCAGCAGCAGUUCCAGCACUACCAGAGCAGCAGUCCGCUGAUAGCCGACAGCCCCAUCCCGAGUCCGAGUGGGGCGAUAACGGCGGCUGCCAUAAAACCGCCCACACCACAGCCACAGCAAGUGCAAAUGCUGCCGCAACAGUUCACCAUCUCGCAGCAGCAGCAGCAGCCUGCCCAGCAGGUGUUUCAGUUCAUCCAGGGACCGCAGGGUCAGCUGAUAGCCACCACCCCACAGCAGCAGCAGCAGCCACUUCAGCAGCAGCAGGCGCCCCAACCGCAGCAGCAGCAACAGCAGCAGACGCAGCGGUUCGUCAGCAAUGCUGGAAUCACGGGCCUGGCCACCGGCAAGACCGGCAAGGCGCCACAACAAAUCCUGCCGAAGCCGCAGCAGGAGAUCCAGCAGCAGCAGAAGAAGGUCGGCGCCGGAGGAGCGACUCAGAUCUCCCAGCAGCAGACGGCCAGCAAUCCCACCCAGCAACAGCAGCAGAUCCUGUUGCCCGCAACAACCACACAGCCGCAGCAGUUGCUACUCAACCAGAUGCCCGUGCUGGUGCAGCAGAAUCCGCAGGGUGUGCAGCUCAUUCUGCGUCCACCGACGCCCCAGCUGACGGCGACUCCCUCGCUGGUCAUCCAGCAGAAUCCGCGCGGGCAACCCCAGCUGCAGACACAGCCGGCACAGCAACAGCUGCUGCGAAUAGUGGGCACCAAUGGAACGACCAUGCAGCUGGCUGCCGCGCCCACCUUCAUUGUGUCCUCGCAGGCGAACCUCAUCCAGCAGACGGCGGCGUCGGCGGGUCAGUUCCAGAACGCCAUCAAGACGGGCACCCAGCUGACGGGUCUGCAUGCGGCACUGGCCCAAGCCCAGGCUCAGGCGCAGGCGCCACGAUCUCAGCCGUUCGCCACGACGGCCACGCUGAACACUCAGCUCCUCGGCCAGCUGCAACUGGCGGCGGCAGCCCAAAUCCAGAUGCCCAAUGGCCUCACCACCAUCUCCCAGCUGCCAGCCCACCUGCAGCAGAGUCUGGGCGGAGCCACCAUUAAUCUGAACCAGCUGAAUGGAGCACACAUCCAGCAGAUAGCCACUGCGUUUCAGGCACCGCAGGCUCCAGCAGCGAGUGGUGGCGCCACUUCCAGCACGGAGCUCUUUACGCAAUCCUCGCCGGCGCAUGUGCCGCUGGCCGUCACGCCGGAGCCACUGCGCCAGCCCACGCCGGUGCCCGUGCUGCAGCAGCAACAGCAGCAGCAGGCGGCCAUGGCCACCAUCCAGUUGCAGCAGCAGCAGCAACAACAGCAGCAGGCCCAGAUCCAGCAGCUGCAGCACCAACUGCAGCAGACCCAGUCCCAGGUGCAGCAAGCCCAGCAACAGCAAUCGGUCCAGGCGGCAGCUGCUGUGGAACCGAAGAAGAAGCCACGUCCGCGAAAGAAAAAGCAAGUUCCCACCGUGGCAAGCACUCCGCAGUCGACUGCUAGUUCCGUGGAGGUGACGCCCCCCAAGAUAGCCAUUGCUGCGGCGCCGGCUCCCCAGGCUGUACGCGCCAAGUCGCCAUCGCCACCGCCCACCACGAUCCAGAGGAGCAGCAACGGGAAGCUGGAUCUCGGCGACGUGAUGAAGUUUUGCGGCAUCACGGGCGACGAUGACGACGACGAGGACUAUUCCAUAGGUCUGGAAACCGCUGCGGAACCUGCCGAGCCCACCCAGUCACAAUCACAGCCACAGGCGUCGUCCAGCGACAUAAUGAUCUCCAUACCGAACCAAAACGGCAGCGAUGGCCUGCCCUUCACCCUGACCAUUCCCGCACCGCAGCCAUUGCAGCAGACUACGUCGACGUCGGACACAGCCACCGAAAUACCAAAUAUCCUCAUCAAGAUUGAUCCCAGCGCUGAUGCGGCAGUGCCUCCCUUUGGACUGUCCACUCCGCGCCUGCCCACGGCGGAGGAGAUCCAGAAGCAGGCCCAGCAGCAUCUGGCUCAGCAGGCGGCAGCCGCUGCGGCAGCGGCAAAGGCCUCCACAGCCACGCCCACCAUCAGCAUCAGCCUGCCCAGCAUGUCGUUGCAGCCCCAGGUGGUGCCCGCACCGAUAGUCACGCCCACUCCGCCCGCAGCAACAGCAGCAUCGGUGGCAGCCUCCGCCACGGCGGCAGUGAAGCCGAGAAGGAAACCAGCCGUGCGCCGGAACACCAAGAAGCCGGACGCACCGAACAGCAGCAGCAACACCCUGAUCUCCGCCAGCAGCAGCAACAGCAGUACCACUCCCACCAUCAUAUCCAGCAGCAGUCUGCCCACUACGGUCAACACCAUCACACUAACCACGCAGUCGCCGGCGACGAGCAGCAGCAACUCCACCCUGAUGCUGAGCCACGGAACGGCCACUGCCGUGCCCAGUCAGAUUGGCAACAUCCAGAUCUCACAGGUUCAGAACCACAACCAAUCCACCCUGCCCGUGAGCAGCACGGUGGAGAACAAGAUCCAGAUUAUGCCGAUCCUGCCGCCAGGAGCCACUGUGAUGGGUGGAACCCCAGGAGGAGCAGCCGCCGGUCAAGCGCCCACCUCGCAGCCAACGCAACUGGUGUUCCAGUCGACGGCGCCCACGAUCAAUACGGAAUCCACGGCCAUCAAGCUGUCCACCGACGGCAGGCAGAUGCAACUGGUGACCAUUCCCCAGGCCACACCACCACAGACACCGGCAGCCACCCCAGCCAGUGCCACACAGUCAUCGGGGGUGACCACAACUCCGACACUUACGGCCGGAGGUGCUACCAUCCUGCCGCCUCAACUGACGGGAAUGCCAGCCAACGUGUCGGUUUCCGUGGGAUCACCUGCCUCUGCGGCAGCGCUGGUUCCCCAGCUGACUGGGAGUCUCACCCUCACCGUCUCGGAGCAGUGCGAGCGCCUGAUCCUGCGGCACGAUCCUAACAAUCCGCAAGACCACCAGUCGCAGCUCAUCCUGCAGGCCCUGCUGAAGGGCGCUCUGCCCAACGUGACCAUCAUAAACGAGCCCACGCGCGUUGAUCCCAGCAAGCAGUCUACCACCAUACUCCAACCGCAGCAGCAGGUGAUCCAGAUCCCGCAGGCACAGCCUCAGGGGCAACUGCAGCAGCAGACCUUGUCCAAGGUUUCAUCAGCUCCCAAAAUAGAAGUUAAAGUCACAAACAAUAGGAAGCUGGCAACCCAGGGAACGCAUCCUAAUAGUAGCCUGCUCGGAGGAACGGGCACAACCACCACCACUACGACGAUGAAACCACCGGCCUCGCUGCCCGCCAAACAGAACGAGGUGCUGUCCUUCCCCACUCUGCCGCUCAACUCGCAAGUGGUUAUCCAGCAACAGCCAUUGGCCUCGGGCCAAGUGCAGUCCCAGUUGCAGCCAGUCACUGUGCCCGUCACUCUCCCCGCCCAGCCAGCCACCAUAUCGUUGCCGGUUCCAGUGCCAACUCCUGCCCCCGCACCGGCUCCCCAGCUGGCCAACAACGGUCAGCAAAGGUACAUUGCGCUGCCGCCCAUCGAUCCCAGCACCCAGCAGCUGUUCUGCCUGAACAGUGUCACCAACCAGAUCACGGCCAUGAGUGCGGGCCAGACGGCGGCUUCGAUUGGGCCCACGGAGCGGCUGCUCAUCGCCCCGGCGGGCAUAAACGCCCAGCAGCUGGCCCAGUGCCUGCAGUUGGGUCAGCUCCACUUCAACGACGUCAAUCCGCUUCCGGCCCAGCAGCAGCAACAGCAGCAAGUGGCUACCUCGUCGUCGUUAACGCUGUCGCUGCCACUGCGCCCCCAGCCGCCACAGCAGCAGAUUGUGCAUCCCAUCCAGCCGAUCAGCAAUGGACUGGCAGUCACAACAACAGCCAGUUCCACGCUGACCACCACCACCGGUGCCACCACCACGACCACCACAACGGUGACCAAGCAGGUGGCCAAUGUGGCGCCGAUUAUAGAUCAGAGCAAGGCCAAGCUGGAGCCGGCAAAGGCGGCCACCAGUGGAGCUGCUGGCGGGGGCGGAGCUGCAACGGGAGCGGUGGUGAAGAAGAAGCCUGUGAGGAAGCCCAAAGCCACGCCUACCAACGCCUCGGAGCUGGCUAGCCUGAAGAACGCCAGUGUGGUGAAGCCCAUGCCCAAGCUGGAUCCGCUGUCGCAGAAGCCGAACAACAAUCCUGUGCAGAUUGUGCAACCGAAUGUGGCGAGUGGCAAGCAGAUGAUUGUGGUGGGCAGCUCCAGCUGCAGCCAGACGACCACAACCACCACCACAACGAUGAGCACCACCAUCCAACCCUUUCAGACGACAAGUGGCACUAAGCUGGUGGGAGUUACAGCGCCGAUGCAGCAACAACAGCCAACGGUGAUACUGCAGCAGCAACAGCAGCAGCCCAGGACAAGCUUCACGGUGACCACGGCGACACCCACUCCCUCUCCCACAGCCGCUCCUGUGGUCAGUGGUCUACAGCUGCAGCAGGCAGGCCAGCCCCUGCAGCAGCAACAGUUGCAGGUGCAGCAGCAGCAGUUGCCAACUCCUAAGCAGCAGCAACCGCAACCGAACACGGUGUCGCGAGUGCAGACCAUUCAACUGACGCCUCAAAUGCAGCAGGUCUUCAAGCAGGUGCAGAUGCAGAUACAGUUCCUCACCAUUAAGUUGCAGAACAAGUCCAGUUUCCUGCCCGUCUCCCCGGAAAUCGAUGCGACAACCAUCGCCGCCUACAUCAAACCGAUGACCGAUGUGGAAAUCCAUCUGGCGCUGCAGCGGCUCUUUGCCGAGCAGCACAGGAUCCUGGCCUCCGGCAAGGAGGUGCCCACGCCGGAAGGUAUGCUGCCCACGGCGAAUGGCAAUGGCUUCACAUUGAUGCCACAGCCAGUGCAGCAGCAACAGUUGCAGGCGACCCUGCAGGUAGCCGAACCUUUAAAAACAACAGUGCCGGCCAAUGUGGUGCAGCCAAACAAUCACUCUUCCACCACUCCAGCGGCAGGAGCAGCUUCUGCUCCUGGAGCAGCUGCGGCCACCCAAAGAAUCCACAUCUACCCGAUGCAGCACCAGCAACAGCAGCAGCAGCAGGCGGGCAACAAGCAGCCGAAGCCAGUGCAGCAAAAAGUGCAGCAAGAGCAGCCGCCACAGCCAUCGCAACUGCAAAUUAAACCCAAAGAGCCAGCUAAUAGAAACAAAGCCAAUAAUCCACAGCAACCACUGAACCAGCAGCCCCAGCAGCAGCAACAAAAUCAAAAUGGGACCAUCAAUAUGUUGCCACAGAAGAGCAGCAUGUUGCCUGUGCCUCAACAGCAGCAACAGCCUCAACAGCAGCCGGGUGGUUUGAACAAAAGCGGUCCGCCGCCCUUGAUCUUUGCCAGCUCCACGAAUCUGUUGACCAACAACAACAAUGGCAGCAGCGCCAGCAGCACCAUCCACAACAGCAACUCGGUGAUGCAGGUGAACAAUAUGCUCUCCAUGCCGCCCCUGCAACCCCAGCAACAAUUGCAACAACAGCAGCAGCAGCAGCCACAACCGCCGCCACCAACACCAAUCCUGCCACCUGUGGCUCCUUCAUUGGGGGUGGGUGUUGGAUUAACGCCAGGAGCGAUUGGAUUGCCGUCAUUGCCGACGAUACCGAGUCUGCCACUGUACAUGCCGGGCAAGCUGGAUGACAUUCCCACGCAGAAACCAAAAAUUGCACGCCUCUCCUUAUUUGUACGCCAACUGGAGGUGGAUCAGGAGAGCUGCCUGAAGCCGGACUAUGUGAAGCCCUUCCGCACCAAAGAUGAGGCAGUGAAGCGGCUAAUCAGAUAUCAUUGCAUGCACGAAAAUGAUGUGGAGUUGCACUCUGACGAGGACGAGGAGUUCGAGGCCACUGCCCUGGAGUUCCAGGACAAGUUCCGACAGCUCAACGGAAAGUUCCAAGAGAUACUAAUGCAGGAAUCAACACUGCCACAUCGCACCUCUGAGCUGCUGCAGAUGCAACAGCUAAUGAUCGAUGAUCUCAAGGGCGAAAUCAACGAUUUUCGAACAGCCGAAAAGGAGCUGGAACAGCAACUGAAGUUGGAGCAGAACAGCGACGCUCCCGCCACGCAGGAAAGCGACUCCCAGUCCGAGGCUAAAGUUAAGGAGGAAAUCAAGGAGGAACCUGAGGGUGUGGUGGACCGGUUUGAUCUUCUGAAGAACAGUGCUGAUGUCAACAAGGCAUUCAGCAAACAGGCGCCACAGGAUCACAGCUCCGCUGUUAAGCAAGAGGAAAAGGGCGAAGGUGGCGAGCCGGCAGUCAACGGAUCUGUCGACGGCGAUGGUCAGGAGAAGGAGUCGUCGAAGUUCAUCAAGAAGGACUUUGAUAACUUUGACAUUGAAUCUGAGCUGACCACCAGCUUCAUAAUGAAGAAAGUGGAGCACAAGUCGGAGGCACCCAAGAAUGUUGAGAACUGCUACCAAGAACGGACUGUUAUGGAGCCACAGCAGCCGCAGCACCAGUCGCAGCAACAUAUCAAGGGCAACAACAUGGAGCAAGUGGACCAGGAAGACGGCUGGUACUGCCUGCAAAAGGAACUGAAUCUGAUGAACAAUGAACCCAUGCAGCAGCAACCGCAGCAGCCACAGAUGAAUGGCAACCAGCACCACAUGGCCAUCAACCGCCAACAGCAGCAGCAGCAGCAAUCGCACUAUAUGGACAACUCCAGCACUGGAAGCAUGAUGAAUAACAGCAACCACAUAGCGGAUCUGUUUCCAAACGGCUGCAUCGACAAGAGCAACCAGAGCACCAGCAGCAGCAAUAGCAGCUGCACCAGCGACAACCACGGGGUGAAGAACAACUCCUCGUGCAGCGGCCAGCGCGAACAGCCAGUGGUGAUGGACGCGGAGCAGCAGAACCAGCAUCCGGCAAUCAGCGAGUUCUUCAGCAGCGACUCGGAUGUGCAAAAGUCGGUGGAGAAUCGCUUGGAGGCCAUGUUUGGGGAGUCGCCCGUGCACUUGGAUGUGAAGAACAGCAGCGAUGCUCACGACAUCGAGUCGAAUCUGGACGAAAUCUUUGGGGACUCGAAAUCUCCAGCUGCGAACCACAAGACUAAGAUGAACAUGUGGGUGCCCGAUGCCUCGUUCAUGCAACAGCAGGCUGCGCCACAACAUCAGCAGCAAACGCAGUACUCUGGCUCGCAGCAGCAACAGCAUCACAUCGAGCUGAACUGCGACAACAAUCCGCGCUGGAUGCAGAGCAUGGAGGCGCACUAUAGCGACUUCAUGACCAGUGGCACUAGCAACGGCGAGCUUGUCAACGGGGACUCGCGCAAGCGGAGCUGGAUGGGCUCGGGCAGCGACCUGGAGGAUGACAACAGCAGCAAACGGUUGUGCACGGCGUCCUCGUCGUCCUCCUCCUCGCCAAUGUCCUCCCAGCAGCAGCAGCAACAGCAACAUGUGCAGGUUCCACUCUUAGAUGCUGACAUGCUGCCCACCGGCUUCCCGCAAAUGCUGAUGGAACAGCAGCAGCACCAGCAACAGCAGCAACACAACUUUGCCUACGGCAACAUGAUGGACCAGCAACAACAGCAGCACCCGCAGCAGCAGCACUACCAACACAAUAUGCAGCACCAGAUGCAACACCAACAGCAGCAGCAGAUGCAGGUCAGCCACAUGGGCGGAGCUGCUGGUGGAGAGUACGACGAUGAUAUCAGCAGGCAUGUGGCCAGCGCCAUCGACAGCAUCCUAAACCUGCAGAACAGCGGGGACUCCCUGCAGUUCUCUCUGGGAUCCAUCCUGGGUGACAGUAUCCUGGAGGAUCAGAGGCAGCCUGGUAACUUGGCCAGUUGCCAGCAGGAGCAGAUGGUGAACCAGAGACGCCGGCAGAUGGGCGACGAGAUGAACGACUGCCUGAUCAGCGGCGGUGGGUCGGGAGCAGGCAGCAGUAGCCUUCUGCUGGAGCACCACCACCAACAGCAGCAGCAGCAGCAACAGCACCAGAUGAUGCAGGGCCACCAGCAGCAGGCGCAGCACAUGCAGCACCACCACCACCAUCAGAACAUGCAGACAAUGUCCCAGUCCCAGGCGCAGCACCUGGGCCAGUUGAACGACUUUAGCUGCGGCUUGGAUGACCCAGUCAAGUCGAUCAUGACCUCCUGACUUGGAGUAGGAAUUCCGGCCAGCACGUCGGCGGCGGAUAACGCCUCCAACAGCUUGAUACUAGAGUUUAAUGCCACCACGUUGUGAAGAGCGGUGGACGAAUCGAGUUACGAAUCCCAAUUGUAUAGUGAACCGAGUUAGUUUCCCCGACUUAAAUAUUGUUUUAUCCCCAUUGAGUACAAUCCUUUAUUAGACCUUAGCAUAAAUUGUUUUACUUAUUGUUUGUAUUGUUUAGUCCAAUAUCGUGUAUGAUGUUUUAAACCACCUCCGGAUCACCCAAUUACUUAAUGCAAUGGAAGUUAGAGGCGAGAGUGAAUCGAAGCAACAAUAAUAGUGCGACAGAGUGCGACCCAAUGAGGCCAAGAAAGCAAUUGACGUGGUGAAUUGAAAACUAAACGACGAAUAGCAUCAAAUGCUUCUCACAGAGUUACACUAGAUCGAGAACCUAAGUAAUAAAUUACGUAGCUACAGUAACUAAGCGAACGGAAAUGGAACGCCCUAGACAAUUUAUUUAAAUACAAAAAGAGAAAUGAAACCAAGAAAUGUACGUAAGAGUGGUAGAAUCACGCGCAAAGGGUAGGGAAUACGAAUUGGUUGUAUAAUUCAUAGUUAAGUUACUUGAAGCAAUUCUGAGAAAACAAUUCAAAAAUCAUGUUGCCAAUUUUGUUGUCGAUGUCGAUGUCGAUGGAAUAUCAGAGACAGAGCAAUUAAGCCGCAUCCAAUCGAUUUAUACAAUUCCAGAUAAUAUAUCUAUAUAUAUAUAUAUUUAUUUAGGCACUAUGGUGCGGUAAAAAAGAUUGUAAAUAGUUAGAGCAUGCAUCAGUUUCAGUCACGCCACAGGAACUGUCCGAGGGGAUUAUUAUAUUAUAGCUAAGCAUUUUUAAACAGAGAGCUACAGAGCAUAGAGGGGGAGAUAUCAUUUAAAGCGCUUUACGUACGACUGCUUCUGAUUCUGAUAUUACAGACAAACCUAAAACCUAAAACCUAAAAACAUAAAAACCUAAAAUCCUAAACCUAUCGACGUGCUCAAUUCGAGAGUAAAGAAUUUUCGGCAUAGCUACGGGUGUCAUUGGAAAGAAUAUGCAAAGAUCUUAGGGAUUAACGAGUACCAACUAUGGCAAACUACGAAGCAAACCAAAAGCAGUUCAAAAAUCACAAUUUUAGCCAAUUUAGUUUAAACAUUUAUAAAUUAUUGAAUCUAAAUAUAAUAUCUUAUACACUUAAACCGGAUCGAUUGUAGCGAGAUGUAAGGACGAAGAGAGCAGGAGAAACCACAGGAAACAAACAAACAAAUAACAAAAAAAAACAAAUUAACGAAUCGUAUCAAUUGUAUCUUGAUCUUGCGACAAAUCUGACUUGUGAUUUGUGCCACGUUUUAAAUAUAGAUGUCUGACUAGCUUGUAAACCUACAUAAUAAAUACGAUUAAAAUCUAAAACAAAGCCCCCCCACUCAGUAAGUCCCUACGAUGAGGUCCCAUCGCAGGAUGCGGCAGGAUGUUUGGUGUUUGCAUACCAAUUACGAUACUAAUACUUUAAUACCACCACUAACAAACAAACAAACAAACAACAAAGAAACAAACAAACAAACACACACAACAAACUAAAAACACACACAAAAACCUACUACAAUACGUACUAUCAUGGACGGAUUGCUUGUAUUACGCGUAGUCAGUAAGGGAACUUCAAGAGGUACCAUAUUUUAAGAUGUGCUUCAGGCCACGCAUCCAUGACCCCCAACCAGAUACCUGAUCCCAUCCAGAUCCCAGUCCCUAUCAUCCCACCUGUCCAGCGUCCCGUAUGAGUAGCAUGAUCUUGGACCUUUGUUUGAAACUUUCUAGUUAUUAUUCAAAGACAAAUAACGCUCGUGUAAAAAUGUACAUGUAAUAGCAUAAUUUAAGUUGGCAAUCCAAAACUGAAUAAAUGUAAAUCCAUUAAUAGAUUA
Drosophila ananassae is the source of this 12042-nucleotide messenger RNA. RefSeq names its product mucin-2 (gene Bicra). The record is from RefSeq and is a predicted model, not a curated record. Gene Ontology annotation, biological process: positive regulation of DNA-templated transcription. NCBI's taxonomy places the organism in Eukaryota, Metazoa, Arthropoda, Insecta, Diptera, Drosophilidae. The transcript has 8 exons. Bases 1269 to 10100 code for a protein of 2943 amino acids. Gene Ontology annotation, cellular component: SWI/SNF complex.